This is a messenger RNA of Fulvia fulva, 2007 nucleotides long. Its product is annotated as E3 ubiquitin-protein ligase. Lineage: Eukaryota; Fungi; Ascomycota; Dothideomycetes; Mycosphaerellales; Mycosphaerellaceae. The transcript has a single exon. Bases 1 to 2007 code for a protein of 668 amino acids. The record is from RefSeq and is a predicted model, not a curated record.
AUGGAUCUCGUCCCUCUGCCCAAAGCCACUGGCACUGGCACUGGCACUGGCUCCCGUCUCUGGAAAUCGAAAGCAGAUUUUUUUCGACCCUUUCGAUCUGCUGCUGAGGUCGGGGAGGGUAUUGAGCCACUGUAUGAUCCCACCUUACCGAGAGAGGAAUUGCAUAAUCAUGAUCCGGAUCUGAGGGAUUUGAACCGAGCGCUGGAAGUGUUGGUGGAGGUGUUUCCGGAUGUGCGGGUGGAGGUGUUUAGGGAGAUGUUGGGGAGUGUUGGGGAGAGUAGUCGGGUGGAGGUUGUGACGGAGUUGCUUGUGAAGGAGAGAGGGGUGGGGGUUGGGGGGAAAGGGGAUGGUGGUGGUGGGGGGAGGAGGUGGAUUAGGGGGAGGGUUAGGGCGGAAGGUGGGAGGAGGAGGGGGAAAGGGCGGAGAGGUGGAGGUGAGGGGCUGGAGGAUCAGGAUCUGUUUCGAAGUGAUGCUUACAAGAAGGCUGUCAAGGACGUUUUCUACCUGGAGUUCAGGAAUCUGAGCCAUUCGACGAUUCGGGGCGUGUUGGCGGAGCAGAAUUUCUCGUAUACACUUGCGAGACCAAUUUUGCAGCAGCUUGCGAGUCGGAGUUGGAGGUUCUCGCUGGGGAGUCUGUGGCCGAGGAAAGCAGCUGGUGUCGGAGCAGAUGGGCACCCGUUCAUCUUUUGGAGUCACGAAAAUGGGUCGGAGCAAGCCACCCCUGCUGUCAGGAAGACGGGAAGUACGGAAUUGGACCAUGAGCUCUACGAGCUAUUCGUCGAGCCGAUCAUCACGAAACAAAGGCAAGAACGACAACUUGCCGACUACAACGUGGCAUGCGAGGUCAACGAAAAGGAAGCAGAAGCUGCCGAAGCACUUUUCGACUGCGAAUGCUGCUUCAGCUCCGUCCCCUUCGAACAGAUCGCCACUUGUGAUCAGAACUGCCACUUUCUCUGCCUCGACUGCGUUCGCCGAACAGUAAACGAAGCACUCUAUGGCCAAGGCUGGUCACGAACAGCAGAUCUGGAACGAGCUUCAGUUCGAUGCUUUGCGCCAUCUUCGCAGGAUUGCCAUGGCUCGAUUGCUGGUGACCAGGUUCGACAGUCCUUGACGCAAGGCUCUGAUAAUGAAGACGCCUGGAACGACUUUCAGGCGAGGAUAACUGCCGAGACGCUCAUGAGGACGGGUCUAUCAUUACAACGCUGUCCCUUCUGCAACUACGCCGAAGUCGAUGAACCACCAAAUGCCCGCAUCCGACACCCCAUGGCAAUUUGGCACCACGCUAUGACGAAAUCACCACCAGCUUUCCAGAUCAUGCUGCUCUCAUUCCUGACAGCAUUAACCCUCCUGACAAUCCCCAUACUAGUCGCUACACUGGUCACAUGGCUCCUACUUCAACUCUUCCCACCAGCCAAAUCCGCCUUGACGAGCUCCCUCCACCGCAUCCACAAAACCCGCCGAACCCUCCGCUUCACAUGCCAGAACCCCUCCUGCGCCGCACUAACCUGCACCCGCUGCCUCGCCCCCUGGCACAACCCCCACACCUGCUUCGACGCCGAAUCGACCUCCCUCCGCACCGCGCUCGAAGCCUCCGCCACCCUGGCCAUAAAACGCACAUGCCCCAAAUGUCUCCUCUCCUUCGUCAAGGCCAGCGGCUGCAACAAACUCGUCUGCAACUGCGGAUACACCAUGUGCUACAUUUGUCGGCAAGAGAUUACGAGUCGGGAGGGGUAUGCGCAUUUUUGUCAGCAUUUCAGGCCCAGUGGGGGGAGGUGUGGGGAGUGUGAGAGGUGUGAUCUUUAUGGGGAUGAGGAUGAGGAGGGGGCGAUUAGGCGGGCGGCGGAGGUUGCGGAACGGGAGUGGAGGGAGAGGGAGCAGGGUGGUGGGGAGGGGGAGGAGGAGGCGAGGAAGGGGGUGAGGAUGAUUGAGGUGCUUGUGGGGCAGGGGAGGAGGAGGAGGUGGUGGGAGGAGUGGGUGGAUGUUGUUGUUGAUGCUGUUGUGGCGUGA